CCUCCCGUGUCUUGCCUCCCCUGUCCCUGGCUCUGGUUCAUUGAUAAGUUCACACCGUCUUCGACACGUUGCCUGUUGAUGAUGGCCGCACAAUAGACAUGCAUGAUUUGCUUACUCCCGAGACUUUUCAAGCGCACGUCAGCCUUCUAGGGUCUGAGGAUGCCGCUUGUAAAUCGAUACAGAAUAUGUGGGACAAUACAUGCCCACACUCGGUGAUUGACCUUUGCCUCAAACCGUUGCGUAACUCAGAUGACGAUGAUGUCCGGGUCCAUCAAUUGUUUACCGAGUACUCGGUCCGUAUCUGGGGCGCAGACCUCGAGUGCACGCUUCAUUAUCGCUUUGACUUCGUCGACCCUUGCACGGGUCAUCCAGUCAAUCCCUCCAGUGAGCGGGGGAUGUACUUUGCUGCUAGCACCUUCUCGCGCAUGUUGCGAACGUGGUUCCCUUUGGUGCAACCGGGAAAACGAAUUCCGAGACAGGACACGAGAAGGACCUGUACAUGUAUCCAGAAGGCACGAGAUUUCGCGUUGUUUCUCCUUAAGGACGUGAACUCGGGAACCCAUUCACGUUGAGGCGGAUUAAGUUAUCGUGAUCCGUACGGCUUUAUUUGCUCUAAACUCAGCGGCGCAGCUCAUUGAAUUGUACGUAUGUACAGCUCACUUGAACCGCAGCGGAACACGUACUAAUAGGAUUGACGGUAUGGACGGUGCAACAUGAUAAUCCGUCAGAGGCCCUGACAUCAUGCGUGUGCACUUAUUCCUGUCGGCUUAUGGUUCGAGAAGGCGAUGAGGAGCAUUCCGUUGAAUCUGAAAAGAGCGCAAGGCAUGUAGCAAAGAACUAGACCAAACAUAACAUAAAAUAUGAAUACAUACGAGUACAUACCUGAA
This is a messenger RNA of Suillus paluster, 887 nucleotides long. RefSeq lists its product as uncharacterized. The record is from RefSeq and is a predicted model, not a curated record. NCBI's taxonomy places the organism in Eukaryota, Fungi, Basidiomycota, Agaricomycetes, Boletales, Suillaceae. The transcript is spliced from 2 exons. Bases 99 to 572 code for a protein of 157 amino acids.